Cynara cardunculus var. scolymus (artichoke) is the source of this 2148-nucleotide messenger RNA. RefSeq names its product protein FAR1-RELATED SEQUENCE 5-like. Gene Ontology annotation, molecular function: zinc ion binding. The record is from RefSeq and is a predicted model, not a curated record. Gene Ontology annotation, biological process: regulation of DNA-templated transcription. NCBI's taxonomy places the organism in Eukaryota, Viridiplantae, Streptophyta, Magnoliopsida, Asterales, Asteraceae. Bases 1 to 2148 code for a protein of 715 amino acids. The transcript is spliced from 6 exons.
AUGACUGUUGUUGACAUGUUGAACAUUGUCGGUUUUUAUGAUCUCACCCCUCCACAUCCCGAAUUUGACUAUGAUAUAGGCGAGAGCUCAGAAAGAAGCAAGUAUUUUAUCCCAAUUGUUGAUGACGCGCUUAAGCCAAAGACGAACGCACAAUAUGCAUCUUUAAACGAUGCUGAAAAGAUGUACAGAGCUUACGUGGACAAGGCCGGAUUUGAUGUUCGUGUACAUGCAAAAAAAACAAACAAACACGGAGACAUUCAAAAUAGAUGGUUUGUGUGUAGUAAAGAGGGAAACCCAAACAAAAGGCAAUUUAAUUCUUUGGAGAUUCAGCCCAGUGAGAGGAGAUAUCGCAAUACGAACCUUAAGCGUUGUGGAUGUAAUGCAUGUCUAAAAAUCCACUUGACGAAGGAUGGGGGUUGUUACGAGAUAUACGAGUUUGUUGAUGCACAUAACCAUUCGUUGUUCAACGUUAACGAUCGUCGUUUCUCUAGGAAGAAUAUACAAAUGAAGUAUACGAAUUUCGAAACUGUACUCAACAGCUCGAGUUACAAAGUCGAUGCGAGAAGGACACAUCGUAUUCAAACAUCAUUGAACGGGGGAUUUGAGCAUACUCGAGUUUCAGAAGUUGAUUUCAAGAAUUUUAAGAGGGAUGUUGUUGCUUGUGUUGAGAAUAAGGACGCAAAGAUGUUGAUCAAUAAACUAUCAAAUAGACGUGAUAUUGUACCAGGUUAUUUCUUCGAAUACAAGUGUAAUGAACAGGAGUUAAUCGCAAUUUUUUGGGCAGAUGAAGUUGUUAGGAUCAACUACAAAGAAUUCGGUGAUGUCAUAUCGUUCGACGGGACGUUUCGCACGAACAAGCAUGCCAUGAUUUUCGUGCCUUUUUUGGCCGUUGACAAUCACAAGGCUUCCGUUGUGGUCGGAUCCGCUCUAAUAAGUGGCGAGACAAUCAAGAACUUUACAUGGGUUUUAAAGGCUUUCCUAAAAUGUCAUGAGAAGCAACCAGUUUUCGUCAUUACAGACCAAUGUUCUGCAAUGAAGCAAGCUAUUCCGAUGGUGUUUACGGAAGCCAAACACAGACUCUUGGUAGUCAUAUACACGCAGGUCAGUGUCGUACUAAAUCAAGAUCCUAUUUUUAAUAAAGUUAUCAACAAGCUCGUAUGGAACAUACAUAUUGGACCAGCGGAGUUCGAGCGUCGUUGGCAUGAGAUGAUCGACCAAUACAAUCUGGGGGGUGAUCCUUGGUUCACAGAGAUGUAUGCAAUUCGACACUUGUGGAUUCCUGCCUUUUACAAGGACACGCCAAUGUCUGAGAAACAAAGAUACAGAAAAUAUGUUCAUGAAACAGUAACGAGAACCACUAAUCCAAAAUUUGUUACUCCACUGCAUUUAGAAAGUUAUGCAUCACGCAUAUACAGUCGGAAUGUGUUUUUUGACAUACAAAAGGAGAUAAAGAAGGCUGUCUGGUUCUGUGCUAUAGAGACUGUCGAAUGCCGGGAUGACUUAAAGUCAUUCGUGAUAAGCCACAAGACCAAGAAAUCAUCCGAGACCAUCACAUAUCUGGUGAACCGUAAUUACUCAACAGACACCAUCGAAUGCGAGUGCCACCUAUUCACGCGUAAUGGUUAUCUUUGUCGUCACGCGUUCAAGGUACUGAUAAACGAUGAAGUUGAAUUCAUCCCGGAUAGAUAUGUGUUACGGCGAUGGAAACGACAAUUAGUCCCAGUACAGAUACAAUCUGCAAGGGUUCGUUACGACGUGGUUGAUGCCGAAAAAGAUAAGUGUAUAGUUGAUGUAUAUUCCAAGGUCGACGAGAUCAUAAGCAUCACCCGGAAUGAUAAAUCUAUAUUGGCUAGAUUGGAGCGGAAUCUCGACAAAUUUAUAGUUGAUAUAGAGAAGGAAGUUCCAUAUGAAGACCCAUCUCAACAGAAGUUGGAUGCAAUUAGGGAGCAUCUAGGUGUUUCCAUACCUGAUGAGGUGGAUAUUCUACCACCAUCUGGCAUUAGGAACAAGGGAUGCGACACUGGUAAAAGACUGGUAAGUGUAUCUGAAAAAAUCCAGACUAAUAGCAAAAAAGCAAAACGAAAAUGUGCAAUAUGUGGACAACGUAGUGGUCAUGACUCACGUAAUUGCCCAGAAUUGCUAGAUUAG